AUGGCCAUUGCCCCGUAUGGGCAGGGGAGGACAUUGGUCCUGGGGACCCCCGGGAGAGCAGAGGAGGGGAACCCCUGGGACCCCCAGAGCGUGUUCCAGUUGAUUUUAAGGUCCGAGUGUUACUUCACUAACGGCACAGAGAAGGUGAAGUUCGUGGAGAGGGGCAUCUAUAAUCGGCUGCCGCACGUGAUGUUCGACAGCGACGUGGGGCACUACGUGGGGUUCACUCCCUUUGGGGAGAGGUUUGCGAGGGAGAUGAACAGCGACCCGGCCAUAAUGGAGGACGCACGGACUACGGUGGACUGGCUCUGCCGGUACAACUACAAGUUGUCCACUCUGUUGAUCACGGAGCGCCGAGGAGCCAGCCUGGGCCGGGAAGGUGGCCGGAGAUGGAGCCAGAGCUCGGAGCUGGUGCUCCAUGAGCAGCUCCAUGAUGGGGAGAAGCCCCACACGUGCGUGGAGUGUGGGAAGAGCUUCAGAUGGAACUCCGAACUGAUCAGGCACCAGAGGAUCCACACUGGGGAACGGCCCUACGAGUGUGGGGAGUGUGGGAAGAGCUUCAGCGUGAGCGGCAAUCUGAUCAUGCACCAGAGAAUCCACACUGGGACGAGGCCGUACAAGUGUUCCGAGUGUGGGAUGUGCUUCAGAGAGAGCUCCGGCCUGGUCCAGCACCUGAGGACCCACACUGGGGAGAGGCCCUACGAGUGUUCCAAGUGUGGGAAGAGGUUUCAGAGCAGCUCCAAUCUCCUCAAGCACUAUCGGAUUCACAGGGAGGAGAGGCCCUUCCAAUGCCCUGACUGCGGGAAGGGAUUCAAGCACAACUCCACCCUCAUCAGGCACCUGCGCAUCCACACCGGGGAGAGGCCCUACGAGUGUGAUAAAUGCAGGAAGAGGUUUCCUACCAGCUCCAUUCUCCUCCUGCACUAUCGGAUUCAUACAGAGGAGAGGCCUUUCCGCUGUCCCGACUGCGAGAAGGGAUUCAAGCACAACUCCGCCCUUGUCACCCACCGGCGCAUCCACACAGGGGAGAGGCCCUACGAGUGUCCCCAGUGUGGGAAGAGCUUCUCACAGAGCUCUCACUUGACCCAACACCAACGGAGGCACCGGUAAAGGAAGCCCUGUGAGUGCCCCGAGUGCGGGCAGAGCUUCAUGCGCUGCUCCAGCUCCAUCCCCCACUGGAGGAGGCACUUUGGGCACAGCCCUGGUCACUCACAUUCCCUGUGAUCCAUGUUGGGAACCCACCUGGCUGCUUCGCCUUUUGGGUUGACCCUAAUUUUCCUCUGCUUCACCUUCAUCCUUUAAAAACACCCAAAACUGGAUUAAAUGAAGGAAAUUGAUCGAAUAUAUCUGACGUUGCAUUAUUUCUUGGUUGUUUUAGAGGGAAUUUAGGUUUUGGGGACGCGUUCUGUGUGGAGUGCUGCUGUUGCUAAGAGGCAGGAAUUUGAUCUCACCCUUCUUGUAUUGCUAAGAACUCCUCCCCUGACCCCAACCUCAAUUCCACCCUUGGGAUAUCCUAUAAAAACUCCACGGCUCUGCCUUUGCCCUGUCUUUGGGGCAUAAGAAAUGGAUUCCCAAAGGAUCAGCCCUUUUCCCACUGGAUUCCAAAGGAUCACCCUCAUUCUCCACUGGAUUUCUAGAGGAUCAAGCUUUUCCUGCUGGAUUCCCAAAGGAUCAACCUUUUUUCCACUAGACUCCCAGAUUGUCCACCUUUUCCCACUGAGGAUAAAUAUUUGCCCACUGGAUUCCCAGAGUAUCAACCUUUUUCACUGGAUUCCUAGAGGAUUCUGACUGCGUCACUGAUUUUUUUUGUUUGUACUACUGCAUUUGUAUUUUUAAUUUUUCGUAAUAAAGAACUGUUAUUUCUA
Melospiza melodia melodia is the source of this 1865-nucleotide messenger RNA. Its product is annotated as zinc finger protein 239-like. The record is from RefSeq and is a predicted model, not a curated record. Lineage: Eukaryota; Metazoa; Chordata; Aves; Passeriformes; Passerellidae. Gene Ontology annotation, biological process: immune response; antigen processing and presentation. Bases 1 to 1110 code for a protein of 369 amino acids. Gene Ontology annotation, cellular component: MHC class II protein complex; membrane. The transcript is spliced from 3 exons.